GGUGGAUUAAUUUGUCACUUUCCUUGAAACUGGUGAACCCCAAAAAAGUUAGACAGCGAUAGGAAAAUACUGCCAUUGUCUGUUGAGAAGUCUAUGACAUUUCAAGGCAAGAAUGAAUAUAUGGAAGAAGAAACUUGUUUCUUCUUUACUAACAAAAGGGAAAGGCUGGAAGUGAAUGAUAUGGGUAUACUUAAGAAAAAAAGAAAAAAAACCUUUACGUAACUUUUUUUGCCGGGAGCGAAGACUACGAAGCACAUUUUCCAGGAAGUGUGGGCUGCGACGAUUGUGUGCUCUUAACUAAUCCUGAGUAAGGUGGCCACUUUGACAGUCUUCUCAUGCUGCCUCUGCCACCUUCUCGACCAGAAGAUACCAUUUCAACUCUAACAAAGCAUGAUCGAAACUUAUAGCCAACCUUCUCCCCGCUCUGUGACCACUGGACCUCCCGUCAGUAUGAAAAUUUUUAUGUAUUUACUUACUAUUUUUCUUAUCACCCAGAUGAUUGGGUCAGCACUUUUUGCUGUGUAUCUUCACAGAAGGUUGGACAAGAUAGAAGAUGAAAGGAAUCUCCAUGAAGAUUUUGUGUUCAUGAAAAUGAUACAGAGAUGUGCCAAAGGAGAGGGGUCCUUAUCCUUACUGAACUGUGAGCAAAUUAAAAGCCAGUUUGGAGGCUUCAUCAAGGAUAUAAUGCUAAAUGAAGAGGCAAAGAAGAAAGAAAAAACUUUUGAAAUGCAAAAAGGUGAUCAAGAGCCUCAAAUUGCAGCCCAUGUCAUAAGUGAUGCCAGUAGUAAAACAACAUCUGUUCUACAGUGGGCCGAAAAAGGAUAUUACACCAUGAGCACCAAAUUGGUAGAACUCAAAUAUAAGAAGCAGCUGACCGUUCAAAGACAAGGACUCUAUUAUAUCUACGCCCAAGUCACCUUCUGUUCCAAUCGGGAAGCUUCGGGACAAAUGCCGUUUAUAGCUAGCCUCUGCCUGAGGUCCCCAAGUGAAUCCGAGAGAAUCUUACUCAGAGCAGCAAAUACCCACAGUUCCUCCAAACCUUGCGGACAACAAUCUAUCCACUUGGGAGGAGUAUUUGAAUUGCAACCAGGUGCUUCGGUAUUUGUCAACGUGACUGACCCAAGCCAAGUGAGCCACGGGACUGGCUUCACGUCUUUCGGCCUACUCAAACUCUGAACAGUGGAACCUCCCCGACUGCGGCUGAGCUGACACGGGCAGUCUUCAUAAUACAGCAAAGCAGUUAAGAUCAUCCCCUGUUGAACUGCCUAUUUAUAACCCUAGGAUCCUCCUCAUGGAGAACUAUUUAUUAUAUACCCCAAGGCAUGUAGGGCUGUAAUAAAUGAAUUACA
Messenger RNA from Trichechus manatus latirostris (Florida manatee), 1349 nucleotides. RefSeq names its product CD40 ligand (gene CD40LG). The coding region runs from base 391 to 1176 and encodes 261 amino acids. Gene Ontology annotation, cellular component: membrane. Gene Ontology annotation, molecular function: CD40 receptor binding; tumor necrosis factor receptor binding. Gene Ontology annotation, biological process: immune response. The record is from RefSeq and is a predicted model, not a curated record. The transcript has 5 exons. Lineage: Eukaryota; Metazoa; Chordata; Mammalia; Sirenia; Trichechidae.